AUGUCUUCACGUGCUUAUGUGCCGCCACACGUGACCGACGAGGCUGACGAAUCAACGGCCGCCACUCCUGCCUCCCUCGAAAGUUUCUCGUGGUCUUCUCUUUCGAGCCUCAAACCAACACCUGCAGACACCGAUCUCGCAAGUCCCGCUGAUGAGAACGAAGAGUUUGACAGCGAAUACACAUCUUCUUCGUGGUCGACUCCGGGGUAUUUCGAUUCCGCGAGAUUCUACGUCUUCCCGUCGGCGGUCACAGAGACGUGGGAUGUUCAGUGCGAAUGUGGUGGCGUCUCUCCCCACUACCAUCAUCGUCACAACACAAUGAACGGAGCUGCUGGUCCUCCGCCCGGCGGUGAGGGGACCACAGCAUCGACCUCAUCCAACACGUCUACCGCAGGAGGGGGCCCGCCCAAGCGCGGUGGUCCACUACCCAACCACGUCCAAGUCGCCAAGUCUUACGUCUUUGAGCAGGAGAUCCAGAAAUGUCUUAAGGAGAACGGCGUCAGCCAGGCGAGAGAGGAUAAUCUGAGGCUCGCCGGAGUACAGUGGAUUGAUAAUGUGAGGAGGGCGUUGAAGCUGCCAGUCAGGACAUUCAACACAGCCGUUGUGUACUAUCAUAAGUUCCGGUUACAGCAUUCCGAUGGAGAGUACAGCUUUGUGGACGCAUCAGCAGCGGCACUUUUCAGCGCAUGCAAGAUUGAAGACACACUCAAGAAAUCGCGAGACAUUCUAUGUGCGGCGCACAAUGUGAAGGUCCCUAGAACGGAGCAGUUGUCACCCGAUGAUCAGGUCUUUGAACACCACUCCCGCACAAUAAUCGGCCUUGAAAGACUCAUGCUCGAAGCCUCAGGGUUUGACUUUCGCAAUCGCCACCCUCAGGACCUCCUCAUCAAGUUCGCGAAACACUACUCAUUGACCAAAACCUCACCUGUGGUCAAGACGGCAUAUUCGAUCUCCCUAGAUCUCUACAGAACCUGGGCGCCUCUAAAGCAGACGACAGCGACGCUGGCGUUUGCUUGUCUCGAGCUUGCGGGACGGUUGCUGGAGGAGGAAAACGAGGCCAUCUGGAAGGGAGUGGAUUAUAAUGAAUGGAGGGUUGAGAGGGGGAUGGUGAUGGAAACUCUCCUGGACCUCCUCGAACUCUACACCCACCACCGCACCUCGACCGUGAUCGGACCAACCUUCCCUGUCGACACGUUCCUCGAAGUGCGCAUCCCGCUGAACCUCGAGUCCGAGGAGAAGAACAUCCCGCGCUACACGGCGUGGGUGGAAACCUACGGGCUGUCCGCGACCGACUACGCCAAAGCCGGCCUCGGCCAUCACAACGUCAACGGCACGGGUGCCAUGAACGGCUCCAAGUCUGGCGCUUCAAGCAAGAAUGUCAGUCCGCGAGACGUGACGAGUCCGCGCCGCGGCAGUGCGAGCACGACCACCACGUCCGGGGCCGCUGGCAACGCGGGCUCCGUGUCCGGCGCGGGCUCUGGGGCCGUCGCGGCGAUCAAGCAGCGUGUCGGCGAGAGAGGGCGCGAGGGCACGGUGCGCUUCAUCCUCAACCCGGAUCGGGAGAGGGAAGAGAAGGCCAUCAUCGAGCUGUUCCGCAAGCCUUGAAGAAUCCUCGACAAAGGACUAUAGGUCAAGCCGACCACGAGACGAUUCGGUUCGUUACGAUACGAUACGAUACGAUACGAUACGA
Messenger RNA from Cladophialophora immunda, 1690 nucleotides. RefSeq lists its product as uncharacterized. Gene Ontology annotation, molecular function: cyclin-dependent protein serine/threonine kinase activator activity. Gene Ontology annotation, cellular component: cyclin/CDK positive transcription elongation factor complex; nucleus. Lineage: Eukaryota; Fungi; Ascomycota; Eurotiomycetes; Chaetothyriales; Herpotrichiellaceae. The transcript is spliced from 5 exons. The record is from RefSeq and is a predicted model, not a curated record. The coding region runs from base 1 to 1605 and encodes 534 amino acids. Gene Ontology annotation, biological process: positive regulation of DNA-templated transcription, elongation; regulation of transcription by RNA polymerase II.